CUACUGCCCAGGUCAAAGUGAAGGGAGGAGGGAUGCAGGGUGGAGGAAGAAAGCACUGUCAGCGAUACUCUCCGCCCCAAACAAACGUAUCUACUACUAAUCGACUUUUCCUCGUGACACCACGUGAUAUUUCCAAGCGCAUGCUCAGCUGACCAGGGACAACAUCGAGGUACUAUAACUUCCACCCAGAACAUCUCUGAGUGAGUAAGAUCGUGGGUUGGCUUGCACUGAAUCAAUAGUCUACCACAUCCCCUCUACAAUGCCGACCCACUUCACUACUUCGUGAGCAUGGAUGGUCACACUGAAGUUGGGUCAAGCUCACAAGCAGAUGACACUUAUAGCAUUCAAAGUGAAGAGCAGUCCAGAGCAAGAGACCUUGCUGAGUCAGAGGACAGUGCACAGAAAAAUGAUAUGCUUCAGCAAGCCAUGAAAAAUGGGUCUGAAGACUUGCAUGAACUUGCUGAAAAUACCACCUUUAUGCUGAAGGUCAUUGGUGGUGGCAUAACUCGCCAGUCAUACUCACUUUUCCUCGCUGAUCUUUACCAUAUCUACUUAGCUAUGGAAGAGGAGGUAGAGAGAAAUAAACAACAUCCAAUUCUGGGGGCUGUCUACUUCCCAGUCCAGCUAAACCGCAAGCAGGCCAUUGAAAAGGAUCUGGAAUUUUUCCUUGGCACAGAGUGGGCAAGAAAGGCCAAGUGUACUUUUGCUGCACACAAAUACGUGGAGCGCAUCCGGUAUCUAGGGAGGACUGACCCUGCAGCUCUCGUUGCUCAUUGCUAUGGCCGGUAUCUAGGGGAUCUUUCUGGUGGCCAAAUCCUUCGCUACAAGCUCAGCAAGCACCUGAAUCUCAAAUUGAAUGAUAAGGACAACAGCGAUGAGAACAACGUUGGGCUUAUGUUUUACAGGUUUGAAAAUAUCCAAAACUUAAAAAAGUUCAAAGAUUUCUACUCUGGCCGUUUAAACAGUCUGAGUUUGGACACGGAGACAUUUCAGAAAAUUGUGGAUGAAACACGAGUAAUGUAUCAGCUCAACAUAGACCUGUUCACGGAGAUGGACAUUUUAGCUGAGAUUAUUCCAGGAGGCUACAGCAGCAGCAAGCUGGGUACAGAUCAGGAUGGCUCUCACAAUUCUAACGGAAAUGUAGAUGGCAGUAGCAAUGUUACAGCCUUAAUUAAGGCCUUGAAGCCAUCAUCUUUGUCACUGCAAUGCAUUGAAAAGGUUUUGCUGGUGUCCAUUGGGGCUUUGUUUGCUGCUGCCCUCAUGAGUUUUAUGUCUAGUAAAUGAAAAAUCAUUUGCUGGCGAUGUGGAAUCUGGUUUGAAGCCUGUCUGCUGAAAUCAGCCUUCCUGUAAGACUACGCACAAUGGUUUAGUCACAUGAUAUUUUUCUUUGAUAUUAUCUUUGUCUCUUUGGAUAGGAUGCUUGGAAACUCUGACGAGAUUUAUUGUUUGAUAUUAUCUUCUGCUGUUAAUCAGUCGACCACAGGCUACCAAAUUUUCUUUAUUACUUUAUAUUGUGACUUGAAUAUCCAGCAAUAUCUAGCUAUCAAUAAUGAUAUAAUAAUUAUAUCAACUCUCCAAUACCGACAAUGAUUCAAUAUUCAUUUUGACAAGAGUAGCAAACAUCAUCAUACAUUAACGGGGUAUUGAGCAUACUUCACAUGAUACAGCUUCGGUUGUUGACCUUCUUAUCUGUAAACACGUGUGUAUAAACUAUGCUAGCUGUCUUGUUCUUCUUGCAUUAGCGCAUGACAGGGCUUGAACAAAAUAUUGUUCUUCAUUAUGUUGUGUGAUAUAAUAAAAAUAUCCAGUCUG
This is a messenger RNA of Pomacea canaliculata, 1812 nucleotides long. RefSeq names its product heme oxygenase 1-like. Gene Ontology annotation, biological process: heme catabolic process; heme oxidation; response to oxidative stress. Gene Ontology annotation, molecular function: heme oxygenase (decyclizing) activity; heme binding. The coding region runs from base 289 to 1284 and encodes 331 amino acids. NCBI's taxonomy places the organism in Eukaryota, Metazoa, Mollusca, Gastropoda, Architaenioglossa, Ampullariidae. The record is from RefSeq and is a predicted model, not a curated record. The transcript is spliced from 4 exons.